This is a messenger RNA of Culex quinquefasciatus (southern house mosquito), 8778 nucleotides long. RefSeq names its product serine/threonine-protein kinase ATM (gene tefu). Bases 247 to 8694 code for a protein of 2815 amino acids. Gene Ontology annotation, molecular function: hormone activity; protein serine/threonine kinase activity. Gene Ontology annotation, biological process: DNA repair. The transcript has 15 exons. NCBI's taxonomy places the organism in Eukaryota, Metazoa, Arthropoda, Insecta, Diptera, Culicidae. Gene Ontology annotation, cellular component: extracellular region. The record is from RefSeq and is a predicted model, not a curated record.
UUCGCAAAAUCAAUCAAAACCGCGAACCGGCACAGAGCAAACCAAACACGCGAUGCAAGUGCAGUGAGGUUUGUGAAAGGAAAUUUUAUAAAAGUUUUGUAAGUUUUACGUAGAAUAUUGAUUGCUGAAAGUGUUGUUUUGAGUGUCGCUGGAAGCAGCUAACGGUUGUGAUUUAAUUUGAUUUUUGAGUGCCGGUAGCAGUUCCUUCGAAGGCGAGCCCAACCCGACGACCAAGCCGCCGCCACAAUGUCCUCGCUGGCCGUGCUGGACCGCGACCUGUGCGGUAUCCUGGCGGAGAUGCGCUCGGACAAGGUAACGAUGCGCCAGAAGGCGUUCGAGCGGCUGGAGCUGAUCCUCACCAACCGCGAGGAGGACAUCCUGCGGUACAUGGCGGAGCAAAAGUUCGACACCAACUGGCAGGACGUGCUGGAGGCGGCCCAUCACGGCGCCGAGAAGCAGAACCGGAAGCUGAUUGAUGGGGGGUCGUCGUCGGCGAGUGGUGGUAGUAACGAGGGUAAGAGUUACAUCUACAUCAAGGUCAUCCAGAAGGUGAUCGAUUUGGCGAUGAAUCGGGGCCAGGCGCAGAUCAAAUUUUCGGAGCUGAUUCGGCGAUCGCUGGACGUGCUGGGGGAUCCGGCUAUGCUGCAGUACUUUGGGGUGUGCUACGUGCAGGUGCUCCAGAAGCACGUGCUGAACUCCAAGUGGGACCUGACUGUGAUCACGUAUGACGAGUGGAUUGCUAUACUAACACGAUGCUUCAAACUGUAUGACGAUGGACGGGUAGCGAGACAGACCGUGGUCGGUUGUCUGGCGAUCGCCGUCCGGAAAAGUCUUGAGAAUUGUUCCGUGCAAGGGCACUUUGUCAAGUUCUUGAACCCUCUUGUGAAGAUGAUCACCGAGAGCGAUCGGGGCAAGGUUCAGAACGAACUCAUCAAGGUGGCCGGCCUGUGCGUUUCGGCUCUUGCCGUCGACUAUCGGUACGAGAUCUGCUCCUUCACCGAGAAGAUCGCGCAGCGCGUGGUGAAGGCCUACGAACCGAAGGCGGACGAGGAAACCAAAGCGGCCUUCUUCCGGUUGAUGCACCUGGCCGUGGUCGUGCACUGUCCCGAGAAGCACUUCGGGGACAGUUCCGGGCAGCAUCUGGCGUACGCGGCGGACCAGUCCGAGUGGUACAAGUGUUUGCGGAACUUUUACUUCGUCGUUGGGUCCGAGAUCAAGGCGCACGUUUCGGCCUCGCACGGAUCGGUGGGCGGUCGGGAGGUUCCGUUCGUGGAUGGGUUUGUUGCGUUCGCGGCGCGGUUGUGCUACGUGAUGUUCUGGAACAAUGACGUUUGGAGCCAGACGGACGGCGAGGGAGGCAGCAACGUGAAGAAGGUCAAGAGAGCCAACAAGUUGCAGAGCCUGAUGGAUCUGAUCGAGGUGGAGUCUAGCCAGCCCAACUGGCGGUGGUUGAUCGUCCUGGCGGAGAUUGUCGGGCGCUGUCCGGCGGUUAUGUGUGAAGAGGACUACCAGCCGUUGCUGCAUCUGUUGAGCUGUCUGCAGCCGAAACUGCAGCUCUCUUCCCAGUUAAAAGCGUUCCAUCAGUGCUGUUCCGCGCUGUUGAGCUACGAACGGGAAGAUUCGUUCAAAAAGUCAUCGAUGAUCAACACGACCUUUUGCACCGAGCAGUGGCACAAGAUUAUCGAGGCUGCGUUUCGUUGCAGCACGUCCAACAACAAGCUCGCUCCCGACAACCAUCUAAUUCUGCAGCUGUUGAUCGCCCACCGCAAGCAUCCGUCGGUGGCGUUUCUAACCGGCUUACUGCAAGCGUUCUACGGCUAUUCGAUCGAGCGGACCAACGUUACCGUCGGUACGAUCCGUACGCUGCUGGAAUCGGUACCGCUGGAAGCGCUCGGGGACGUGCAGGACAGCGUCGAGAGGUUGCUCGGGUAUUUGUUCCCAAAGUCGCGCGAGAACCAGGCCAAGGGGAUCCUGCACAACCGGGAACGGUUGGGUGUUAAGCUGCUGGCGACGAUUUCGGUCAACUGUUCGGUUACGAAGCAUCAACGGGUCGGUGAGGGCGGGGAAGAGAGUUUGACGAGGUCGUCGGCUGGCAAGUAUGAAGAGUUGGACGAACGGAUUCGUGAUGUGGAGGGUAACAUUUUGCUGAAGUAUGUCGAUAAGUUGCUGGUUGUUCGAGGGUGCGGCGAAGAUACGUCCGGCAAGAUUCCCAACGUUACGUACAAUAUUCACGAGAAGAACUUUGAGAUGUUGUGCACUGCGUUGAGCUUCGAGAAGCACACGCUUCCAACGGGAGGUGAUACACUUUGUAAGAGCUUGAUCAACAUCCUCGGUGACAUUGAACUCUACCUGGAAAUUCUCAACGAUUUGCUAGCUCAUGGCGCACUCAACAAGGACACGUUUGAGAAAUGCUUGAUCACGAAGAAGACCGCGUUCAAGAUUCAGGAGGUUGAGCUUGGGUUCGAACGAUUGACAAUCCCAACCGCCAUGGAGCUGAACGAUAUCUCUUCAAAACUGCUCGCGAUCUUCCAGGGUCCGUACCACGAGUACAUCUGCCAACUCCUACGAAUCAGCAACUUCACCUGCCUCUUCGUGUGGAUCUUCAAGCAUGCCAAGAAGCUUCCCGAUCGCGACUCGCGGCACAUUGAAGCGCUGCAACUCGCCACCCUGAACAAGGAACAACUAAACCAGCACAAUCUCCUCCUGGUUCUGGCGCACUACAUGAAGUACGACGGAGUCAACACCAACGAAGUGAAGGCAUACCUCGACAAAGUGACGCUCAACAUCGACAACAACCUCGACCUGUUUCACAUCUUCGAGAUGUGCAAAGUGUUCGUGCGGCAGCGAUCGACCUUCUUCCUCGCCGACUGGGUGCUCGGUUACGUGCGCGACAUCUGCCGAUCGCACCACUCGAACAGCGCCAUGACCGAAGCGAUCAUCGUCCUGUUCUCGGAACUGGUGGUGUUUGUCAGCCCGCACGACGGUCUGUUCAACGAUACCAACACGGUGCUGCUGUCGUUCAUCCGGAAGGCCAACAAGGCUAACUACUCGGUUGGUCUGCAGCGAGCGAUCUACGAUCAGGUCAAGUUCCUGCUCAAAGCCUACCCGGACUGCUACGAAUCGCACGAGACGAUCUACGCCCGGAUGGUGACACUGGUGGGAGCGCCAAGCUUCGCGAUCAAGACGAGCGCCGUCGAGAACCUGCUGCACCUGUUCAACGACGGGUGGACCUUUCCGGCGGAGAAGGUGACGGCGGAGUUUUACCGGUUCCAGAUCAAACUCUACGGCAUGGUGACGUUUGCGGUGGAUAACCUGCUGACGAAAGAUGAGAAGCAGAACACUUUGGCGGCUUACUUGCAGCUAAUUUGUGGAACAAUUUGCGGCAAUUACUAUCUACGCAGUCGUGCACUCAUGGAUUUGAUCGAGCAAGUUCAUUUAAAUCAGCUGUCGCAAGAUAAGUCGACCUCAACUCUGAAGUUGAUUAAAUCGGCCAUGAACAUCGAUCCUGCGCUGCUGAUUGAGUCUCACAUGGACAAAAUCGCCGACGAUUGGAUAUCCAAGGGUUACAGCAUCGAUUCAUUUCCCUGGUUCGUCACGAACGCAACGUCCGGGCAAGCGUUUGUUCGAAAGUACACCAACGAGAUUGCUUUCGCUUUGUUGUGUAACAAACAGGCAGAUUUGAAGCAGUUUUGUGCGAUCGUCAAGAUGUCGCCGAGCGAUGUGAUCGAGGCCAUUUCUGCCGAGUGCGUCGCCUUCCUCGUUCCCAAGUGGGCAAACUGCGCCAACAUGUCGGCAAAGUACACCGCAAAAGCCAGCGCCAUGGAGCACGUGCUGGGCAAUCAGCUGGAUUUGAAGCGGUUCGUUUCUGGUGAACAGAACAAUCUGCGCGUUCUCAAACUACUAACAGCCUGCUGUCAGGACGAAAGUCGGAUGGUGGAAAUGUUGGAACGCGAGGUGUUGAUCCCCAGCGACGAACACGUGCUGACCGUGGAAAACUACCUCAGCUGCUUGACCCACUACCAAAGCUUGAUCAACUCCAAGUACUCGCUCGUGACUUAUUUCUGCAUGAAGCAUCCGGCCGUGAUCGAGCAGCUUCUGCUGGAUCUUAAGUUGAAAAUCUACCGCUCGGAAGUUGUCGAAGAGAAGAUAAUGGUUCUGUUUCAGUACUCGACGGUGAUCGAUCAGCUGGAGGAAUACUUUUGCCAGCACCGUUCCACCCAUUUGAAAGAGUUCCUGGCGCGCGAUAUCUGCUACUUCCUGUGCCACACGAUGGUGUCGUCCAAAGCGCUGCACGUUCCGGUUCUAAACUGCUUGAAACGCUUCCUCGAGAAGGUACUCCCGACGUGCGCAGAAUAUUUCCGACCGUAUUUGAACUUCCUAACUUCGUCUCUGCUGUCGGUGUACGAUCACAACACUAACGAAAAGGUGACCGUCAAAACCAUCCACGUGCUAAGGUUGAUCGUGGUUGAUCAUCAGGCGAUGUUCGGCGAUGCCAUCGGCAAGCUCAACCACUUUCCCGAGGACGAAGCAUUCAAAGAGCUGCGACAAGCCUUGCAACAGCACAAGGAGCAGUCACUGUACAAGCUAACACUGGCCGAGGACAUUACCCGGAUGAUACAGCUGCCAAGCCUAAAGUUUGAAGAGUUGACCACGAUGCGUUCCAUGUUGGCGUCGAGAAAGGACGAGCUGCGCGCGAUCUGCGAGGAACUGCAAGCCUCGGACGGAUUCUCGGAAAACUGCUCACAAAACGCGCUGCUGCGCUUGAUCAACGUCCUGAUCAACGAAAUCCGCUCCGGUUCUACCGAUAAGCACAGGAUCGAAGCGCUCUGCUGCCUUGGGGAAAUCGGACCUGUCGAUCUGUCGACAAUGCUGCUUCGUUCGGAUGCCCAAACAGAAAUCUAUAAAACUUCGUGCAACGCUGCAGAGGCCGAAGAACACCUGGUCCAAGUAAUGAUCGUCGAGCUGAACCAACUGGUCGUCAGCAGGAACGUACUGGUUGCUGAACAAGCUGCGAUCGUGUGCUGCCACGUGUUGCAGAUCGGACGGUAUCGCGCGCUUGCGAACAACCUGCGAACGCUGGUUCCGUACAUGGUGCUGGCGGAGAGAGAUGGUCGGAUAUUUGGAGCUGGCCCUAGCGGGAAAUUGAACCUGAGCAACGCGUUGAACGCCGCAACGAGCUACGAAUCGUUUGUGCGAGUGCUGGUGGGCAUGCUGCUGGAGUUCUUUCAGGACAAGGCGCUGAAAUCGCUGGCGGAGGUUGAGCUCGCAUUCGCAGCCAAAUUGAUCCCGUUGCUGGCGCAGAUCGUUCUGAGUUUACACGACAAAAACCUAAACGACGAUGUUGGGAAUUUUGUGAACACAUUCUUCACCAUGUUCAGCGACAACACCAACAACGGUUGUCUCAGUAAAGAUCUGGAGACAAUUCACUUGAUGCUGACGAUUGUGGAGUGUGUUCGGCUUAACAAUCAAAGCAACCCCCAGCACAAGAUUGACCUCAACUGUCUCACCAUAGCUGGGGCAAGUUUGCACUGCCACGCGUACUUCAAGGCCGUCCUGUACUGUGAGGUGUGGGCGAUGCACGAACGUGAUGCCGGUGCUGGGACCGACGCCACCCGUCAGAACGCCCAACUGAUGGACAUUAUGAAAACGGCGCACCUGGCCAUCGGCAUUGAUGACGCGGCGAAGGCGUUCAUUGAUCCUAUCAGCUGCCGCAGUGAGUAUUACCUGCUGGAGCGGAACUACGCCCAGCGAUUGCUGCACUAUGAUGCGGCCAGCUGCAGCAAGGGAACGUUCGAGAGGUCGGCUUACGUGGACGCGUUGAAGGGAACUCACCUGUUUGGGUUGGCCAACAGAAUGGUCGAGCGGACCGAGGUCGACUUUGAGUGUGCUUGGCGGCUUGCGGAUUGGAGCGUGGCGCUGGAGGAUGACGCCGAGGACAGGGUCGACUGGGAGAACAUGUUUGAGAAGCAGCACUACAAGGCGCUCAAGUGUUUGGAGCUGAAGGACGAAACUGCCAGCGUUGCCGCUGUGUCCGAGGGUAGAAGAGUGCUGGCGGAAAUGCUGAAGGUGGCCAGCAUGGAGUCCACCAAGAACGUUUACCCGUUCCUGUGCAAGUUGAAGUUGUUGCAGCAGAUUGAAGACUUUAUGAGCGUUCUCUUCCACCGUCCCGUUGACGGGGAGAAAGACUUGCUCCAGAAAUGGGUUCAGCAGGACAAGCUAACCUACAGUGACUUCUCCUUUAUGGAGCUGAUUUUGUCCCAGCGGCUGGCCAUACUCAAAACGGCGGGAAUCCGCGCUAAACGAACGUGGGCUCCAGAUGCGAUGCAUCAUGCCGCGUUCCAGUUGAUCCACGAAGCACGCGUCACGGGUCACCACGACGUGGCGGCGGCGAAUAUUUGCGCCAUGAUGAACAACCAGAACUUGUCGGAGAACGUCAAGUCGCUGGUAAUGCUUGAAGAUGCACAGCUCAACUGGGCCGUAGGCGACAAACUGUUGGCCAAGAAGCUGGUGAAUGGCAUCGUUGCCGGUGGAAAAUGCAGAGAUCUGCUGGUGAAUGGUGCCGCCUAUCGCAUUUACGGAAGUUUUCUCGCCGAAACGAACGUCGAGGACGUGAAGAAUCUGUACGACAACUUCUUCAAACAAUCAACCGCACUCGUGGAUGAAUCGCUGCGUCAGGCAAGAUCGCAACCGUCCAAUUCCUUCAUCGACUACCAGAGCAAGUGUCUGGAAGGUGACAAGAACUACGUCGUGCUGCACACUGUCGCUACGUACGCCGAUCGUGAGUUCAUUCGACUCAAAAACCACUCGACUUCCAGCGAUUUCAAAGCGAAGAAAGCCAAUUUGGAACGCAUGAAACGCGAGCUAUCGAUGGUCGAAGCCGAGCUGGCCAAACUCAAAGAAACCGAAAAGGACAAGAUUUCCCACCUGCGAAGGGCCAGGAUGAGCACGAAACAGAACAUUGCACGUGACGAGUCUUCGCUGAAAACGAUGGUCUUCCACAUGAACGAGUACCUCCAGAUGGCUCUGCUCUACUACUCCUCGUACGCCAGGUUCACCAGCAUCGAGAGUGACCUCGCCGUGUUCCGCUUCGUUGGACUUUGGCUGGGAAACCACAGCGAAAAAAUCGAAGACACCGUCACCGAAGGUAUCAAGGUGAUCCCAACGCACAAGAUUGUGCCGGUGCUGCCACAACUCGCGCCCCGGCUAGACAACCACACCGAAGGUGUGGGAAAAAUCGUACGGGAUAUCUUGGAGCGAUGCGCGAUUGAUCAUCCGCACCACACGCUGCCUCACAUUUUCGCCCAACUGUACGCGUACGCCGACGUCGAGAGGACAGAAGUGCCCAAGGACGACGAGCGGUUGCAGGGAGCGCAGGCACUGCACGGUCGGCUGGCCAAGUGCGAGAAAAUUGCCGAAACGGUGCAGCAGAUGAGCGAAAUGAACCUGGCGUUUAUCCAGAUGGCGAACAAGGCGCUCGGUGGCGGGGCCAAGGGGUUCGGCGAGUACCGGAUGACCGCACAGGACGUGCUGAAGAAGUGCCGCGAGCUGGACAAGGUGCACUGCUCGACGGUCGAGCUGCCGGUCAGCGAGGGCGGCAAGUAUGGCAACAUUAUCGGCAUACACAAAUGGGCCGACCAGAUCCAGGGCGUGGGCGGCAUUAACGCCCCGAAGAAGCUGGUCUGCCACUGCAUGGACGGUCAGGAGCGGAUUCAACUGCUCAAGGGCAAGGACGACAUGCGGCAGGACGCCGUCAUGCAGCAGGUGUUUGGCAUCCUCAACGUGCUGCUCCGAAAUGACAAGGAAGCCAACCGGAGGAAGCUUGCGGUACGGACGUACAAAGUUGUUCCCCUGUCGCGGCAGAGUGGAAUUUUGGAGUGGUGCUCGAAUACGGUUCCGAUCGGGGUGUGGCUCAUUCCGGCACAUCAGCGGUACCGCCCGCAAGACAUUACGCCGAUCGAGGCACGCAAGCUGUUUGCCGAGCUGGCCAAGUCCUCGGUGAAGACCAAGCAGGACAAGUUUGGCAAGAUCUGCGAUCGGUUGAGUCCGGUGUUUCAUCACUUCUUCCUGGAGCGGUUCCUGAUGCCGGGCAUGUGGUUCGAGCGACGGCUUUGCUACACCAAGAGUGUGGCCGUUGCGUCCAUGAUCGGGUACAUUCUGGGCAUCGGCGAUCGCCACGUGCAGAACAUUCUGGUGGACGAGAAAACGGCCGAAGUUAUUCACAUUGACUUUGGUAUUGCGUUCGAGUUGGGCAAGAAUCUGCCCACGCCCGAGACGAUUCCGUUCCGCUUGACUCGCGAUUUGAUCAGCGGAAUGGGCAUCAGCGGCAUCGAGGGAGUGUUCAAGAAGUCGUGCGAGCGAACGUUGGAAAUACUGCGGGCAAACCACGCCCCCAUCAUGACCAUCCUGGAGGUGCUGCUGUACGACCCGUUGUACAGCUGGAACGUGCUGAGCAACAAGAAGGCGGCCCGCCGUCAGAUGGCGGAAAUGUACGGCGACGAGGAGUCCGGCCUGGGAGGUGGGUCCAGCGUGAACAUUAGUGCCGAGCGAGCCCUGCUGCGGGUAAGUGAUAAGCUGAACGGAAAGGAGGAUGAAAAGUACACAUCCGUGGAGGGACAAGUGGAGAGACUGAUUUUUACCGCCUCAACAAAUCUGAAUCUGUGCCAGCUGUUCCACGGUUGGCAGCCGUACCUGUAAGGUAAGGGGGCGUCGUUGACAUUCCUAUUUUAAGUAUUGUUUUUUGUUCGUCCUAAUAUAACUUGGUUCGUUACUUUUGAUAAA